UUCCGUUCCUGGCCUAACCUUAGUAUAUUAAAGAACCUUGGUUAUUUCCUAAAUUUAGCAAUGGUGGUAACUUGUUCGGCAUAUGGUUGUACUAAUAGGCGUAUUCAUGGUACUAAAUUAACGUUUCACAGAAUUCCUAAAGAUCCAGUUUUAAAAGCAUCUUGGAUACGAGCCAUACGGAGAAAAGACUGGAUUCCUACAAAGAAUAGCUAUGUGUGUUCUGAGCAUUUCAAAGAGAAUGACUUCAAUCGAACUUAUGCUUGUAAAAGGGUAUUGCUUAGAGAAGAUGCUGUUCCCAGCAUUUUUAAAGGACUUCACAGUUAUCCAUCAGAAGCUAAAAAAGUUCAUGCAUCAAGGCAGGGGAAAAAGUUUAAAGUACCAGAAUAUCAUAUUGAAGAAGAUGUACAUGAUAUCAGCAGCAAAAGAGACCGUUUUCUCAAAUGGAAAAAAUGUGCAGAAAUAGACAACACUGAAGUUGUUAUGCAAAAAUCAAACUGUCCAGAAAUCACAGCAUUUGAAAAUCAGUGGAAAAGUAAAUAUGAAUCUUCAGAAAAAGAGAGAGAGUCAGAUGCAGAUACUUCAGAUUCAUCAACAGAGGAAAAUAAUAAAAAAUAUGUCAGAGGGUUUCCUCCUGACCGUGAACCAGAAAGAAUAAUUGGUGCUACAGAUAAAAAUGGAGAACUGAUGUUUUUAAUGAAAUGCUAUUUUCAUUCAGGAAAGGCUCCUAUCAACCUAAUUUGGUUAGAGCAACAGAUGCAAAUGUAAAAUGUCCUCAAAUUGUAAUUAACUUUUACCAAGAACGACUUACUUGGCUGCUACAAGACAGAAAAUGAUGACAACCAACCAGAAAAUCAAACAUUGAUGAAAGGAUCACCUGAUUUCUUAGACUGGAUAGUUCAAGAACUAAAUAUUUUUUUUUACAAGUACAUUCCUUAAAACACUGUUUUUUUAAUAUGUAUUUUGAAUACAGUCAAAAGUCGUUAAUCCGGACUCGUCGGGACUUCGGCGAUUCCGGAUUAUAGAUC
This is a messenger RNA of Stegodyphus dumicola, 1025 nucleotides long. RefSeq names its product chromobox protein homolog 3-like. Gene Ontology annotation, cellular component: nucleus. NCBI's taxonomy places the organism in Eukaryota, Metazoa, Arthropoda, Arachnida, Araneae, Eresidae. Gene Ontology annotation, molecular function: sequence-specific DNA binding. The record is from RefSeq and is a predicted model, not a curated record.